Messenger RNA from Corticium candelabrum, 954 nucleotides. RefSeq lists its product as uncharacterized. The record is from RefSeq and is a predicted model, not a curated record. Gene Ontology annotation, molecular function: nucleic acid binding. The coding region runs from base 1 to 954 and encodes 317 amino acids. Lineage: Eukaryota; Metazoa; Porifera; Homoscleromorpha; Homosclerophorida; Plakinidae. Gene Ontology annotation, biological process: DNA integration. The transcript has 3 exons.
AUGCAGUAUACUCAGGAUGGAGGGCCGAAGGAAGUGAGUGAUGAGCUGAGGGCUUACAGAACAGUGGACGAAUACUCAAAAUGGGUAGAGAUUCGUCCUGUGUCAAGCAAUACUUCUGAACGAACAAUCAAUGAACUACGACAACUGUUUAGCUCGUUUGGAUUACCUAAUCAACUUGUAUCUGAUAAUGGCCCUCAGUUUGUCUCGACCGAAUUCUUGGAAAUUUUUAGAUUGAAUGGCAUAAAGCAUUUUCGGAGUGCCCCUUAUCACCCAGCGACAAAUGGGCAAGCGGAGAGAUAUGUUCAAAUUUUAAAAAGUAAGCUGAGAACGAUGAGUGAGGAAGAGAGAUCCUUGAUUCAGAAAUUGCCACGAUUUCUCCUGACUUAUAGAUCGACACCUCACAGUGUAACUGGGUGUACGCCAUCAGAAUUGUUUUUGGGUCGACAGCUCAAAACCAAGUUAUCAUCGCUGCAACCAAAUGUCUCAACUCAAGUUUUAGAUAAACAAGCAGCUCAGAAGCAGCAUUAUGAUGCUCGUGUGGAAUCACGUUCCUUUACAACAGGAGAUGCAGUUUGGGCUCGUGAUUAUCGCCGUGAAGGUCACAAUUGGGUGCCUGGUACUAUCGUGAAGCAAUCUGGUCCCGUCUCGUACGAAGUUCAAACAGACAAAACAUCCGGGUUUACCUCAAAACGAAAGGAAACUACUGAUUUAGCAGGAGGACUAGGUGAAGUAGCAGCACCCAAGGAACCAAUUGAAGAUCGACGUAUGUCUAUUCCUGACAAGAUCACUGAGAAGAGUACUGAGACUGAACGGAGGUUCUGUGUUUCUUGUACUCAUGCCUACUACACGACAGGAUACAGAGACAUGAAUACAUGCAGAGACUUUCAACGUACACUAGAGAGUCAUGAACAUAUCCAUUUUGCAUGCCAUUCAAAACAAGAUCAAUGGUCAUAG